AAAGGGGGUCAAACUCACUGUGAACUCUUGAUCUUGUCUUUAUUUUAGUUGUAGCCAAAUGAAAAUAAUGGUAGUCUUGAUGCAACAAGAACAGAUUGCUUGCAUUCAAGCUUUCCAAUCAAGUUUUCAUUCAUACCACGCGGACGAUGUGCAAAUAAUCGAUAAUAAUCUGCAUCAACAAUGGGUAAACUAAGCUUGAAGCUGAAGAAGACGGCAUCAAAGCCAGAUGCUAAAGAUAAGCCGUCAGGUCAGACGUCCAUCCAGACAUUUUUUACCAAGGGCCCCGCUGUCAAGCAGAGUCCACUGUUCUCUCGUGUCGGGGACAAGAAGACGAAACAACACUCCCAGAUCGAAUCAUCCGCUUUGGAUUCAGCUAGCAAUGUCCAUCACAAUGCAGAUGAUGAUCUGGUGACGGUAUCUGAUCACGAACAGGAUUCAGACACUGUGAUUGAGGCAACACCAACCAAGUCAGACAUUGUGAUUGACGGAACACCAAGCAAGGAUGACAUUCUUGUUCCCGACACACCAGACAGGCUUGAAGCCUCACCAGUGCUGCAACCGUCACCAUUUCGCACUCGAAAGCCGAUCUCACUGAGGAGAAAGCACUCUCUCCCCUCCGAUUCCAGUCCACCAGCCAAGCUAUCCAGCAAGGCAAAGUCUCCUGGCGCGGGUGUUAAGUCUGGACAACAUCGUUUGCCUGCAGUUCCCGUGAGUUCGGAUUCCUCGGUGUGUCCUUCUGUCAGUCAUGCAGCGUCCAAGUCGAAUCCGUUUGCGGUGGCAACAUCAUCUAAAGCUGUGCUGCCACCAUCCAGUCCGCUGGAUAUCCUAUCCCAGUACUCUGGCAAAGCCAGCACCAGCACCAACGGUAGCAGAGACAGCAACGAUGCAGGUACAGCUGCAGUACCGGUUCGUACGCACGGCGAAAGCUCGAACAGCAAGUCAGCUUCAUCGGCAGUAGGUGAGUCACAGGGCUACUCACGACACUCGGUGCUCGGCUGUUCAACAGCCAAUAGUGCGUCAAGCACUUCACUAUCACCGUUGACGACUGUGCCGUCGUGCUCCAUCAGGAAUGCUACCACCACCACAACCGCUGGAGUGGCGGCAACUUCUGAUGUCGGCUCUGACAUUGGUAAUGCCAGCGGUGUUGGUGGUAGUGGUGGUCUGGCAGAUUCAUCCAUCACCGAUGAGGAUCUGAUGCUGCUUUACGGGCAGGUUGCAAGCUCUCCUACCCCCACCACGGCCACUACCACCGCUGCCACCUCGCACAAUCCUCAAUCAACGUCCUCGUCCGAUAAAAACUGCUCACCAUUGUCGCAGCGACGCAAGAUACCGGAGUGCAGUUCGCCCACACGACAAGCGCGUGUCAAUGUGAAGUUGCCCACUCCGAAGAAAUGCAAAGAGCCGCCGUGCACUGGACUGUCAGCACUGGUUGGUGAUUCCCCAGUCCCUGCUACUCCACAGAAGUCGGCUGCCAUCACAAGUAUAGGUAGUUCACCGGGGGCGAAUACGUCUCUAACGGCAGAGGACUACUCAGCGCUGCUUGAGAGCUGUCUGCAGAUGACGCCAAUGAAGGAAUCACCGCUCAAAUCAAGUGCGACCAAGGACAAAGCUGCUGCUAGUCAAUCGCAGAAUGAGAAACAUGCAGUGGUAUACCGGCGCUUUCUCGUCCUGGAGGUGUACACACGUGAUGCUACGGUCACCAAUGGACAGGCGUCUUGGACUGUCAGUGAGAAAGUGCUACGCUUGCUGGAUGAAAGACACAGUGAGGAGCGGCAAUGUCUUCUCCGAGAUGACUGGCUGCAGACCAGCGUUGAACCCGGUGAUAUUGUGCACAUCAGCGGCCAGUUUGACACCGGCGGGCACUGCUUAUUGGCCAACAGUCCCGGUCACCAUGGUCACGUGGUCGUACAGCCCGACACGCUGAUAUCCACCACUAGUGUUGCCAUGGCAACGCGCUGCCUUCGAAGAGCUGUGCUAGGCGAACGAUUCAAGGGUGGUGGUAGUGAUGUUACGGAGGCACUACUCAUCGGUGUGUUGGUCCAUGAGCUGUUCGAUAUGACAAUGAAAGCCGGUGACUUCAGUCUUGACUAUACCAGACGUACGGCACGGCAACUUUCCCAACGACAAGACUUCCUUCACAUGAUGUAUGCAGCGCAGCAGACACAGGAAGGUAUUAUGGAGAAAAUCCUGCAGCAACUGGCCACACUUCAAGAGUGGUCCGCGAAGUUUCUUCACGAGGAGCCGAAAAUAGCGCAGGGAGCUCUGGACAUGGCUAGUACCUUCCAAUCUCCGUCAGAUGAGAAGCAUUCACUGGCUAUUUCCAAGCUCCAGGAUAUCGAGGAAAAUAUCUGGUCACCAAGAUAUGGUCUGAAAGGCAAAGUGGAUGCAACGAUUGAGGUCAAGAUUCACAAGCGGAGACCGCUGAGUGAUACGAGGAACAAGCCCGCUGCACGUCUUCCAGCCGUGGAACGGGUCCGCUGGUCUCAGGUGCCGCUGGAGUUGAAGACUGGACGACAAACAGCUAGCCUGGGCACUGUCGAUCAUCGAGCACAGGUUAUCCUAUACACCAUGAUGCUAUCGGAUGCGCAUGUCUCUGAAGUGCCGGCCGGUCUACUCCUCUACUCCAAGACCGGCAAAAUGCUGUCGGUGCCGGCUCAGGAACACGAGUUACGGGCGCUACUGAUGCGCCGUAAUGAGCUUGCUCGCUAUCUGAGUUUGGGCAUAAGUCCCAGCUCGGCCUGGACGGCUCACCGCGGUGCUGGUCUGCUACCCGCCAUGUUGCAGGACGAGCACACGUGUAGAUACUGUCCACAACUGGCAACAUGUGCCCUGUUACACAAAUCGGUGGAGAACGGCACGGCGGAAUCCAGCGGCAUGGGCAAGUAUUUCGAGGAGUCCACGGAGCACGUGUCACAGGAGCAGCUGGACUUUUUCGCUGACUGGUAUCGCCUAGUGGGUUUGGAGGCAUCGUGUGCAAGUGCUGAAAACGCUCUGCACAGCAUCUGGACUGUUCCCGCUGAAGAAAGAAUAUCAGCUGGCCAGUGUUUUGGUAAUCUGCAGGUAGACCAGGCACAGCGUAGGGGAGGGAGCUCAUCCUGGAAAACACGCUUCACAUCAGCCAACCAACAUCAGCAACAGCAGCAAAACUCUCAACUGUCAGAUGGUGGUAGCAGUACAGCAGGGUCAACAUCAUUGCUAGACAUACCAAUCAGUCCAGGAGAGAUGAUAGUACUGAGUGAACAGAACGGACGUCUUGCACUGUGCACUGGAUUUCUCGUCGAUGUAGGACUUCACCACGUGGAGAUAGUCGCGGACAGGCAGCUACCUGGCCAUAACUCUGAGGGUGAUCCUAUUCUGUACUGUGUAGAUGCAAACGCUGGUCUAAAUGUCGGUGGUGCUCUCUGGGGGAACUUAGCUCACCUAUUCAUUGCCAAUGAAGACAGAGAUUCUCGGAUACGCUCGUUGAUUGUGGACUUAUCGCCACCGCGAUUUGCUCGCUCAUCUAUCCUGACGCGAGCUUCGGCGUUCUCGCAGUCUCAGCUGCCAUGCACGUUUUCAGCCAAGCAGUUCCAGUCGUUUUCAGCACAGGCGGAUAAAAUGGACCAAGUAGAAGAAUUGCUUGACACGCUCAACUCUGAUCAGCGCCAUGCCAUUGACCGGGCUCUAUGUGCGCAGGACUAUGCACUGAUUCUCGGAAUGCCAGGAACAGGCAAGACCACGACCAUAGCAUGUCUUGUGCGUAUAUUAGUCCUAUGUGGCAGGAGUGUGCUGCUGACUAGCUACACACACAGUGCCGUUGAUAACAUUCUACUCAAGCUGAUUGCGGAUGGUGUGGAUUUUGUUCGUCUUGGUCAGCGUCACAAGGUGCACCCUGCCGUUCACCCGUACCUAUCUGAAGUGGCAUGCAGUCAGUUCUCAACUGUGUCUCAGCUGGAACAUUUCUACACUGGCAAAAAAGUCAUGGCAACAACGUGCCACGGUAUCGGUCACUCGGCCUUGGCGCGUCAAUCGUUUGAUGUGUGCAUCGUGGAUGAGGCGUCGCAGAUCACCAUGCCGAUGUGCUUUGGACCGAUUCGCCUGGCGGAGACGUUCGUCUUGGUCGGUGAUCAGUACCAGCUGCCACCGCUUGUCCAGAGCUCACUGGCACGCGAGGGUGGUAUGUCAGUCAGCUUGUUCCGGCGCUUGGCGGAGGCACAUCCAGCCGCUGUUACCAACCUGCGACACCAGUAUCGAAUGCACAAGGAUCUAAUGCUCCUUUCCAACACAUUGGUGUACUCGCAUCGUCUCAAGUGUGGCACGGACCAAGUCGCUAGUAGCUUGCUUCGUCUGCCUAACUGGACACAGUUGAGCAGUCAUCAGACUGACCCCACGGCCGCGUGGUUGUUGAAGACGUUAUCACCUGAGCAGCCCGUCAUCUUCCUCAAUACGGAUCAGGUUCCUGGCACUGAGCAGAACUUGCCGGGCUUGGUCUACAACGAAGUUGAAGCAGCUCUCGUUGGUGUCAUUCUCAAGUCAUUGCUCAAGGCUGGUCUGCACGCGACUGACGUGGGUGUAAUAUCUAUUUAUCGGCAACAGCUGAAGGCGAUUUCCCGUCUUCUGAAGCAACUGGAGCAUCGGAAGGGAGGCACCACUCAUCAAACAGACUCCCUGGAUGCUAGCACUCAAUCCUCCGUCACAGCGUCUUCCUUGCAGGCUGUUGAAGUGAAUACUGUAGAUCGCUACCAGGGUCGUGACAAGCCGUGUGUCAUUGUCUCCCUGGUUCGCAGUAACACCAGUGGCAAGGUUGGACAGUUGUUGCUGGAUUGGCGUCGUGCCAAUGUGGCAGUGACGCGUGCCAAGCACAAGCUGAUCUUAAUUGGCUCCGUGUCAACACUUCGACGCAGUCACCUCUUCAAAUUACUACUGGACUUGGUACAGGAACAUGACUGGAUCGUCGAUGCACCGCUUGGUGCACAUUUGACUAACCCUUGUUGACAGUAUGGAUGUGCUGGUAGAUCUACUACAAGAAAUCCACUUCACAAGUUGAAGUCACUGUAAGACUAUCUACCGUGUGAGUGUGCGCGUGCUUGCACUCAUGACGUGCCAAAGCCUUGCAACGUUUGGCCGGACUCUGAACCUACUGCUGACGUAGACUACAUGCACACCAUUCCAGUGCAUUGUCAUGUGAGCUGCAUUCUGUUGCGUCUCACUACCUUACUGCUGCACUAGCUUGCCUCUCGCGCUCUAUACUGCCGCGAGACGGCUGCACAGUCCCCCUCAGAAACUACAGGGCUGCUCCAUGUAAUGUGAUCAAGCGAGUCAACGCCACGCCAGUCGCUGUGUAGCCGUAGACCUGCAAACACUGGGAUGGUGAACUGGUGCAGGGCACAAACUUGACUAAACGCGAUCGGAUUUCAUUGAGCAGUGCUCUAGCUACUUCUUGUUCAAAAGACUUCACCUUGUUCUAACAAACCUGCUGCCAUGGUUUCGCUGACAUGUCCUUCAUGUGUGGUUAUCCAUUUGCUGGGUACUAGUAUUUUACCCGUUGAGUCCAUACUUUCGAAGUUUGAUUCCCUCUUUUUUUUCAAAUUCCAGUUGCUUAUUUAUUCCAUUUCUUUCUAUCAUGAUCUGUUUUAGUUUGGCUUCACCACUCUACGCUUCGUUCUCUUUUUUGUUUGUCUGUGUUUUGACAUUCGUGCGUGUAGCAAUAUCGCCGAGUUGUCUCAUCCCAGCCUUCCCUCUCGUUGAGAUUCUGAUAACGUCUGAAGCAAUCAAGUAUGCGACUGUGCUGACAGGGUUUUACGCAGUUGUAGCUACAGUACUUGUAGCCACCAAGACCCCAUUAACCGUUUACUCGUGCCAGUGUCAGUUGUGGUGACGAACCAGCGUGAUGUCAAGUCACUAUGGAAUACUGUAAUUAUACUAUGGGUUUGUAGUGCAUGGCAGGGAGGGCCCUAUGGCUUGCUAGUGCUCUCUGGCUCCAGG
Molecule: messenger RNA, 5964 nt
Organism: Sycon ciliatum
Lineage: Eukaryota; Metazoa; Porifera; Calcarea; Leucosolenida; Sycettidae
Product: DNA replication ATP-dependent helicase/nuclease DNA2-like
Exons: 37
Coding region: 181-4974 (1597 amino acids)
Biological process (GO): replication fork reversal
Cellular component (GO): cytoplasm
Molecular function (GO): 5'-flap endonuclease activity; single-stranded DNA helicase activity
Source: RefSeq, a predicted model, not a curated record